GAAAGUAGCUAUUAUUUAAUGAGUAAUUUUAAAGACUCGGAUCUCUAUGACUGUAACUGGGUCACAGAAUCUGACGGGUCAUUAUUUUCUGUUUCGCCGGCAAAUGAAGCGGUUUCAUUGGACAGGUCUGCUAACGUUAAAGGGGGCGUGAAGUUUAAGCUAACACUUAGCUCUCGUGUGAUCAUCUGGGGUUCUGGUUCAUUCUUGGCGGCGCCCAGCACAAACGAUAAAUGAAAUAGAGUCCAAGGGACAUUAUUUUCAGUAGGCAUAGUUUAGGUACUUUUGUGAGCUGGACUGGUUAUCAGGCUGAUGGACAUAAACCUUCAGUGAAAUGGUGAUCCGGCCUCUCAGUCUCGCUGGAAAUGGCAUUUUGGCUGUUGGCGUCAAUGCUAGCUUAGCUUCUCUAGUUAGCUUGUCAGGCUAGGCUAGAUACCUGAGCUGUUGGUUGUACCCGAACCACCCGGCUAGCGAUAAGUACAUUAGCAAUGCUGUGUUAGCAAGUAAGCUUGACAAUCUUAGUAGCAACGUCGUUACUUUAACGUUGCUUAAAAUGAACGUAAGCUGAACAUUCAUUUUGCAUUUAAGGCAACUACUUAGCUGGUUUGGUAAACGCUAGCUCAUUUACGGCGCUUACAUGCAGUUCCACUGCUAUCUUGCACCCUCAAACUAACGGGACAGUAGCUAACAGCUACUGGGCAUUGUGUGGUAUGUAGCCAUGGCAUGCUAACCAUCCAUCAGGGAAGUUGGUGAGUGGUCAUAACGUUUCAGACAACGUUAUUGCAGGAUAGUUUUAAGCUGGAAAUUUAGCUGUAUGUGAAGUGUAGGAGUAACCUCAUGGUUAAAAACUAUCGUUAAUUUGUUUCUGCACCAGGGUUAUACUGACGAAAGGGGCCUGCAAAUUGCUGAGAGUCGUCUACAUUGUGUUAGUUGGUUUGUCUCGCGUUAGCCUCAGUUGCCUGAUUGGGAACGGUUCUUUCAAACAUGUGAAACUAGUGAGGUUUGGAGAUCAGUAAUGUAACAUUACUAGGCUUGAAUGGAAGUUGAUGAGUUUGUGACGGGCUGCAUUAUCCAGCAAAAUGAACAAUCCCGGAGUCAUGCCACAAGAAAAGAUGGAGCUGGAUCUGGAAAUCCCAUCUUGCUUAGUUCAGACUGAUGGACACCUGAGGAGAUCAAACAGUGCACCCAUGAUAAAUGGCUUAAGUGAUAACUCCCAAGUGUUCCAGAGAGAGGUGUUACGUAGUCGAAGAAAUAGCACUACGGUGGUCAACAGACCUAACAUGGUCCCUUCAUCGCCUAUCCGCAUCCCCAGCACCAGGCUUCAUCAGAUCAAACAAGAAGAAGGAGUGGAUGUGAUGAACAGGGAAACGGCUCAUGAGAGGGAAGUUCAAGCUGCCAUGCAGAUGAGCCAGUCAUGGGAAGAAAGCCUUAGUUUGAGUGACAAUGAUCAGGAGAAAUCGGCAUCUUCGUCUCCAAAGCGGAUCGACUUUGUGCCUGUAUCACCUGCUCCAUCUCCAACCAGAGGAAUAGGAAAAAAGCAGUGUUUCUCUCCUUCACUACAAAUACUAGUAAGCAGCAACGGUCUCACACCCAGCCCGAUACCCAGCCCAACGCGCCGAUUUAGACGGAGUCAAAGCCCAAUCAACUGCAUCCGAGCGAGCAUACUUGGUCCGAUAAAACGCAAAGGUGAGAUGGAGAUGGAGAGUCAGCCUAAGAGGCUCUUCCAGGGUACCACCACCAUGCUGUCCUCGGAUGUCUCCAACCUGUCAGAUCUCAGUUCCUGUCACUCUCCAGAUUUACUUGAUGGCAGUCUGAGCAGCGUCGGCUCGUCCACCGACUCCCCGGGAAAAAUGGAGGGAGUGUCACCUUCGUCGUCAAGCAACUCACCCUUUGCCUCCCUUCAGGAUUUGUCCCCUAAGUGAGCACAUGAUUGCUUGAGUCUGAAAAGUGGUGGUAAAGAGCCUUCCCCGCUCUGGAGGGAACCGUUUUCCUUUAAAGACGCCCACCUCACCAGCACCUAAAUGUAGUUUUGCCGAGUCGUCCAUGUUUGCCUCCAAACCUGCUGUCUUCAUGGCUACUUUCAUGGAGUGGGUCUUAGAUACGUUUUGAAUUCAGGAAUCUGAAGUCUGGGAUGAGUUUGUGUGGGGGAGGUGGGUCUAAAGAAACUGACUGAAAACACUGUGAGCGCCAGCUGCUAGUUGAGUGUCAUGGAUGGUGCUUGGCUUCAUAGUAAUAUUGUGUUAAACGGCCUUUCCUGCAAACCUGUCCGACCGCGUCCCCUCGCCACAGAGACAUCGAGCACUGGACAAAUAAAAAUGAGACUUUUUCCCGACGUGUACAUUUCCCCGUUCUUGUGCUGGGAAGCUUCUUUCCGUUGGCCUUUGUAUGUACUCCGUCUGCAGAUUUUGUAAAAUAUAUAACUUAUUGUUUACCUGCUUUGUUUGUAAUUAUGUACAUAACCAUGUCUGAUGUCAUAUUUAGUUUUACAUUUGGCUGUGAGGUGAAUGUAGGCACAGGUCUUAAAAACCAAGAGCUUUUCUUUAUUAACUGCAUCUGGGGUACAACAAUGGAGAUUUUUCUUUUUGUUUAUACUGUAAGAAGAUUUCAGAUAUUUUUAUGAUAUAGGCUGUGAACUGUGGUGAUUUCUCUAUUUUUCCCCUGAAGUUUGGAUCCUAAGUGAUUUGCUGCAGUGAACAUUCGAUGCACCUAGCAGUGGAUCAUUGACGUAAAAAGAUGGUCGUUCCUGGUAGUCUUUUAACACUAAAGGUUCCUCUAUCCUGAGUUUUUGUCAGGAUCAUUUUUUGUAGACAUGAAAAGUAUAGAAAAGAUGACCUUUUUUUCUUUUCCUUUGGCAAAGUGUUCUUAUUUAUGGAAAAAUGUUUAUAUAAAAGAAGGGUGAUAGGUUUCUAUCGCCAGUGAAAGUGAAAAGUUUGUGUUAUUUACACCAAAUGAACUGACUGCUGGAGCACUCUGCAUCAAACCAGAAGAACAAGCAUCAUCACAUUGUGAUUAAAGAGACUGCUGUUGCUGCUGUGGUUACGUGUAUUAAAAGCUUAUUGCACGGGACGCUCCAUCCUGACCUGUUUCAGCCUGCAAAUUAGUCUGAAGUCUUAAACAGCAAGAAAAGAACUUGAUGUUUUAAACAAAAUAAUAGAAAAUCUUGACAUUGAGCCUGCACUGUGAUAUUUGCACCUAAAUAUGUCAUCAGUUGCCGUGGCCCCGGUGUCCAUACCCACCUGUGUAGCUUCAUACUUCUGACCCUCUGUAUGGCUUCAUAGCCUUUAAUGUUUAUGUAUAAAAGAACAUUAAAAAAGGAAGUGAUUGUAAAGCUUUUUAAGGAAGUGUGCCCUUUAAAGAAAUGUGUGGUUGCAGUUCAUUUUUUGAAUGUCUUUAUUUAUGAAAUGGCAGAAGCAUUUUUUUUUAAAUCUGGUCAUCUGAAGCGUUCAGGGCAUGAAUUUAGCCGUUGAUGCUGUAUUAGUGUCUAAUCUGCCAAGCUGGCUAGCGCCUCACCUUUGCUUGUGUGUUUUGUGAUCGCCCUCGUAGCAGACAUCAGGACUAAAUAAAUACUUUCAUAAUUA
Messenger RNA from Melanotaenia boesemani (Boeseman's rainbowfish), 3575 nucleotides. It is a transcript of the gene pabir2, whose product is annotated as PABIR family member 2. Lineage: Eukaryota; Metazoa; Chordata; Actinopteri; Atheriniformes; Melanotaeniidae. Gene Ontology annotation, molecular function: protein serine/threonine phosphatase inhibitor activity. Bases 1077 to 1919 code for a protein of 280 amino acids. The transcript is spliced from 10 exons. The record is from RefSeq and is a predicted model, not a curated record.